Molecule: messenger RNA, 1101 nt
Organism: Malania oleifera
Lineage: Eukaryota; Viridiplantae; Streptophyta; Magnoliopsida; Santalales; Ximeniaceae
Product: serine/arginine-rich SC35-like splicing factor SCL33
Exons: 6
Coding region: 151-885 (244 amino acids)
Biological process (GO): mRNA splicing, via spliceosome
Cellular component (GO): cytoplasm; nuclear speck
Molecular function (GO): RNA binding
Source: RefSeq, a predicted model, not a curated record
AAAGAAGAAAAGCCCAAAUUAGUACAUACAAAAUCCCCAAACCCUAUUUACCUCUUCCCUCAUUUCCGACUACACACGCGAACCUCCCCGUGCACAGCCGCCCACCUCCCUGCUUCUCGAUAAUUCUACCGACGAAACAAUUCAUUACAAAUGAGGGGAAGGAGUUAUAGUCCAUCACCGCCCAGGGGAUAUGGCAGAAGAGGCCGAAGCCCUAGCCCCAGGGGUCGCUAUGGAGGUCGGGGUAGAGAUCUUCCUACCAGUCUUUUAGUUCGUAACCUUCGCCAUGAUUGUAGGCCGGAAGACCUUCGGAGGCCGUUUGGGCAGUUUGGUCCUCUCAAGGACAUUUACUUGCCUAGGGACUAUUACACUGGGGAGCCUCGAGGAUUUGGUUUUGUGCAAUAUGUUGAUCCAGCUGAUGCUGCAGAAGCCAAAUAUCAAAUGGAUGGUCAAAUUCUUAAUGGAAGAGAAUUGACAGUUGUAUUUGCAGAGGAGAAUAGGAAAAAACCUGCUGAUAUGAGGGCAAGGGAACGAGUGAGGGGACGGUUUUAUGAUCGAAGGAGAUCUCCUCGUCGGUAUUCCCGUUCUCCACCCCCACGCUAUGCAAGAUCUCGGUCCCGCAGCCGCGACUACUACUCCCCUUCUCCUAAACGGAGGCAUUAUUCAAAGUCCAUCUCCCCCCAAGGUAAGAGGUACAGUCGAGAGAGAUCACAUUCCCGAUACAGUCGAGAGAGGUCGUACUCACGCUCACACUCUCCGAUUGAAAAUGGUUCAAGGAGCCCUGGUGAAAGUCCAGUCAGAAGCCAGAGCCGGAGUAGGAGUCCGAGCCACAGCCCCAGCCUAGAAUACUCUAGGGAACCGAACAGGGACGAAUCUCCUAGUGAGUGAGUCUCCAUGGGAAAACAGUAUAGUUUGUGCCACUGCUUUUCUGGGUGGAUUUGAAAACUUCUGUAGUUUAACUUGGGCAAUGUACUAUCGACUGGGUUUUGAAGUUCUAGUAGCUGUUACAGUUUGGAUUGUGUAGGUAUCUUCUGGACUUUGAGUGUGUAUGAACUAGCCUUUUUGAGUAGUUGAUAAUGGCUUAUAACAGUUACAUUUUCUGAA